AUGGCAAUUUCAGAAUUCCUCUCUCUCUCUCCAAUAAUGGCAUGUUCAAAGUUAUUUUCAGGAGAUUUGCCAGAAUUAAUAAACGAAGUUAUACAAUAUUUUCGUUAUAACCAUAAAACAUUACAUUCAUGUAUAUUGGUUAAUAGAUUAUGGUGUCGUUUAGCAAUUCCAUUAUUAUGGGAAGACCCAUUUUCAAUUAAAUCCCCUAAAAAUUAUCAUUUCAUUGAAAUUUAUUUACAUUAUUUGAAUAAUGAUGAUAAAGCAAAAUUAAAUGAAUAUGUAAUUCAUAAUGAAUUACUUCCUUCAAACACAUUAUUUAAUUAUCCUAGAUUCAUUCAACGUUUAGAUACAUAUAAAGUUUGGUUUUCUAUUGAAAAAUGGGUUGCAACUGUCGGGACUUCAACAACAAGAGUAAAACAUAUUUUUAGAUCAUUAUUUCUGAUAUUCAUUGAAAAUGAAGUUAGUUUGCAUAGUUUUAAAAUAAAAAUAACUCCAACAUGUGGUGAUAUUAUUGAAUUAAUUUUACAAAAUCCAAAUUUCAUCUGUAAUAUCAUAUAUCUUCAACUUGAUUUUGAUAUGAUGAUAACUGAUAAUACAAAAAGAUUUUUAAUAUUUAUCCAUUCGAAUUGCAAUUCAAUCUCAUCACUUGAUUUUCUAUUCCCAUCAAUGGCAUCAAGUGUAUAUUAUCAUUCAAUAGUUGAAAAAAGCUUAUUACAAAUAAUUAAAUCUCAAGAAAAACUCAGAAAGAUUUCAUUUAGGUUUAUUGAAGAAUAUCCAAUUUACCAUUACUUAUCAUCAUUAAAAAACCCUAAUUGCUUAAAUACAUUAAAUACAAUUAUGUUUCAUCAUAUUGAUUUCAAAAACAUAGAUAUUUUGAGUGAAGUAUUUAAUCAAUUACAUGUUUUAGAAUCAAUUCAUAUUAUUAAUUGUUAUUCUUUAGAUUCUAAAUUUAUUCAACAGAUUAUUAAUAUUACAAAACCAUUUAAAUUAAAAUCUUUAUUUUUGGAUGAUAAAAUAAGUGAAUUAAUAUUAGAACCAUUAAUACAAAAAUUUGGCUGUUAUUUAGAAAAUUUUGGAGUUAAUCACAAUAUAUCACAAAAAUUACUACAAUUAAUUAUAAAAUAUUGUAGCAAAAUUAACUACUUGGGUCCUAUUCGAUUUAAUCAUAAAAAUAACAAGAAUGUUUAUUUAUUAUUUAGAUUAAUUAAAAAUAUUACACAAAAUCUUAAUUAUCUUACAAUUGAAGCCUCUAAUAUUAGCUAUAAUUAUAUAAAUUAUGGUUCUAGUUCAAUUAUAUUACAAAAUUUAGGACAAAUUCUUCCUUUUAAAUUAAAAUAUUUGAAUUUGAGUCUUACAAUUAAUACCAGUGAUUUGGAAAUAUUCUUAAAGAAUUCUCAAAGCACUUUCAUUAAAAAAUUGUUAAUAAAAUAUAUAAAGAAAGAAGAAAAUGAAGAUAUUUUCCCCUAUAUAAAAGAAUAUAUUAUGAAAACGAAUAGAGUCAAGUAUUUGGCUAUUGUGGAGAAUUUUAAUGAAAAAUAUGAAGAUUUAUUUUCCCAGAAAGAUAAAGUGGAGGAAUUCCAAUUAUAUAGUAAUAUAAAAGUUAUGUAUUACAGUGAUCUGGUUAAUAAUACCUUUUAUUCAAUUAAAAGAUGA
Rhizophagus irregularis DAOM 181602=DAOM 197198 is the source of this 1653-nucleotide messenger RNA. RefSeq lists its product as uncharacterized. The record is from RefSeq and is a predicted model, not a curated record. NCBI's taxonomy places the organism in Eukaryota, Fungi, Glomeromycota, Glomeromycetes, Glomerales, Glomeraceae.